AUGAAUCAACAAUAUUUUGCCUCAACAACACCUCAACAUCAAGCUUUUCAAUUGAUGGCUAAUCAACAAUCAAAUGAUAACUACACAAUGAUAUCAUCCCCUAAUAAUGCAUUCAUGAGACAACAACCAUUUAUGAAUGUAGUCAACCAGUCAACUAUGAAUACUCUUCCACAAUUAUACAAACAACAAAUUAACAUGCAACAACAGCAAUCAAUCCUUAGCCACCAAGUAAUUAAUCAACGACCAAAUUACUUACAACAACAAUAUUAUGCUCAAUCCUUACAGUCAACUCCAAAAUUCUUCAAUUCUACCUCCUCUGCUCCUCUUCUAACCACCUCCACUUGUAACAAUACUCAAUCAUUCUUUGAUAAUAAUUCACAUUUUACCAAUUCGUUGGUUCUCUCUCCUGAAGAUGAAGAAUUAUUAAGUCAUUUACAUGAUAACGAAAUGAUCAUGAUCAAUAAUAAUAAUACUACAACUCUUAAAACUAACUCAUCGAAUGCUACUCCACAAGUUGUUGAUCAAAAACCUCAACAACAACAAUCAGAACCUUCUCCAGUCAACCAACAAGAAGAUGAACUCUCUGACUUUGUUGCUGAUGACAAUAAUGCUAACUGGAAAGUUUCUUGGACAGAUUCGAAUAGAGAAAGAGAAUGGCAGUUAGGUGAAUUCCCUCAAUUCAAAGCAUGUAAAAAGAGAAAGGAAUUCUUUACUGCCCAAUUUGAAAAUAUUUGGUACAAGAUUCCUUACAAGUAUCACAUGUUAAUGAAGGUUAAGAGCUUUGGAAAGGACUACAUUACAGUUUCCCAAGAUACUAAUGGUAAACCAUUGACUAAGAAAGCACUCUCAGAGUUGAAUAAGAAUCGUGUCAAGUGCAGAGUUGAAAUUUGCUUUGAAGAUGGUUCUCCUGUAUUGCCAAGUGAUGGUCAACAAUGUUGCAUGUCUAAUACUGAGCAUUCAUUCGAUGGAUUGAAUCUCAAGUUGGGACCAUUCCAGUUCAACAUUUGUUCCUACAAGUACGGUUACAAGAAGUUCAGAUUGAAUGUCAUCUUAUCUGCCAGAGCUAAUGGAACUCAAGAUGACAGUGAACCAACAUUCACUGAUGUUGUAACCUUGCAAUCACCUCCAUUCAUUAUCAAGUCAAAGAAGCCUAUUGCUAGACCUGGUGCUAAGAAAGCUCUCCAACAAGCCAACACAUCUGAUUCAGAACAACCAACCGUUCAAUCACCAACUGAAAACUCACAAUCAGAUUCCUCUGCCUCUAAACAAACCAAGUCCAAUAAGAAGGGUUCUAAGAGAAGUCGUGAAAGUUUCCAAGCAUUGGUAAAAGCUACUCACUCACCUAAGGGAUUGGUUACUUCACAACAACCAGCUGCUGUUGCCACUAGUCCAACUCUCAACUCUCCAAGAUCUUCCUCACAAACAAGUUCUGGUAACACCUCACCUUCAACAAUUGCUCACUAUCCAAUCAAUAACAAUAGCUAUUUCUCGAAUUCAUUUGAGCAAGAACAAAUCAUUACUCCUCACGACAUGGAAGAACAAAAGAGAGCUUUUGAACACCAUUUACUUUCUUUAUUGUUGAAUUCAAUCAAUACACCAGCUCAAGAUAUGAAUCAAAACUUGAUGAUUGGUAACGGCAUGUCAUUUUAUCAACAUGUUCCACUUAAUUUGUCUCAACCACCAGUGCAAGUAAACAAUUGGAGCUACAACGAAUUCGAAAAUGAUUUGAAGAAGAUGAAACCUAAUCCACACAUGGUACAAAAUAUUCAAGAAACAAACUUUGAUUUUGAAUAA
This is a messenger RNA of Naegleria gruberi, 1794 nucleotides long. RefSeq lists its product as uncharacterized. The record is from RefSeq and is a predicted model, not a curated record. The transcript has a single exon. NCBI's taxonomy places the organism in Eukaryota, Heterolobosea, Eutetramitea, Acrasida, Naegleriidae. Bases 1 to 1794 code for a protein of 597 amino acids.